Molecule: messenger RNA, 3141 nt
Organism: Melitaea cinxia (Glanville fritillary)
Lineage: Eukaryota; Metazoa; Arthropoda; Insecta; Lepidoptera; Nymphalidae
Exons: 1
Coding region: 1-3141 (1046 amino acids)
Source: RefSeq, a predicted model, not a curated record
AUGAGGACAGGUCUUCCGAACACCUGCGGAGAUUUACAGAACGUACAAGAUCCGCGUAAAACCGCAGUGAUUGAUAUGGAGCUCUGUCGGCUGGGUGUAUCAUUAUGUGCCUUGCAAGAAACGAGACUGCCUGGUGAGGGAUCCAUUCGUGAAAAAAAUUAUACGUUUUUCUGGAAAGGUAAAGACACUGAAGCCGUUCGCGAGCAUGGUGUUGGCUUUGCGGUAAGAAACGACCUCCUGUCAUCCAUAGAAACACCACACGGUGUGUCGGAACGUGUUAUGGUGUUGCGUCUAAAUACCAAGUGCGGUUUUAUUACAAUCAUCUCCGCCUACGCUCCAACGUUGAUGGCAACCGAUGAAGCCAAAAGUCAGUUCUACGACCAACUUGAAUCUGUGAUACAGAAAGUAAAACCCCGAGACCGCCUUUACAUUUUGGGUGAUUUAAAUGCUCGCGUCGGCCAAAAUCACAGUGCGUGGCCAGAAUGUAUUGGCACCCAUGGCAUUGGUAAGAUCAACGAGAACGGGCAACGCUUGCUCGAAUUCUCUUCAAGACACUCACUUUGCGUUACCAAUACCUACUUCAAGGGAAAGCCAUCAAGUAAGGUUUCCUGGAGACAUCCACGCUCUGGUCAUUGGCAUCAACUUGACCUAAUACUCACUAGAAAGAGCGACCUGGGCGAAACACUUCACACACGUACCUUUCACAGCGCCGAAUGCGAAACAGACCACUCCCUCGUCGUGGCGUGUAUUGCCGUCGUAAAAAAAAAGAUCCACUCAUCCAGGCCGUUCGGUAGAAGACGAAUUGCUCUUCAAAAUACCAGAGACGAUGAGAUGGUCCAAAAAUAUGAGACUUCGGUUCGCAGCGAAACCGCUUCCUGGGAUGCUUCUAUGUCUGUGGAUGAAGAGUGGAGUAAAGUCAAACGACUCCUAACAACAACAGCUUGUGAAGUGUUUGGCCACCAGGAUACUAAAUCACAGGACUGGUUUAUUGACAACAUCCAGCAACUUCAACCUCUGCUGGAUUCCAAACGUAAGGCAGCUCUAAACUACCGAAAAAACCCCUGUCCGAAAUCAUCCGAUGAGCUUAGAAUUGCUAAAGCAAAUUUGCAACGUAGUACGCGACACUUUGUUAACGCUUACUGGAACGACCUCUGUAUGAGCAUUCAAUCUUGCGCAGACACGGGUAAUUUUGGCGGCGUUUACUCAGGAAUCAGAACCGCUUUAGGGCCAGUUAUUAAGAAGACAGCUCCACUAAAAGAAGCUGAUGGCACUAUUAUAUCAGAUAGCCUGAGGCAAAUGUCGAGAUGGGUGGAAUAUUACACCGGUCUAUAUUCACAACCAGUGGACGUUCAGUGGGAGGCUGUGCAUAACAUGCCGAAACUGGCCACCUGGGAGGAGCUAGACGAUCCGCCUACUGUAGAGGAAUUGCUCAAAGCUGUCAAGCAGCUAAAAUGCGGCAAAAGCCCCGGCAGCGAUGGCACCCACGCCGAAAUAAUCAGACUCAAGUGUAUAUUACCUGUUCUGCACAAUCUAUUGUGGAAAUGCUGGGAAAAAGGAUACAUACCGCAAGAUAUGCGCGACGCUAAUAACAUAACUUUAUAUAAGGGUAAAGGCGACCGCGGCGAUUGUAACUGCUACCGUGGGAUAUCCUUACUAAGCAUAGUAGGCAAGCUUUUUGGACGAGUGGUUCUUGGGCGAAUCCAGAAACUAGCUAAUCGUGUGUAUCCGGAAUCACAGUGCGGGUUUCGUGCACAGCGUUCCGCAAUCGAUAUGGUGUUUACACUCCGACAACUGCAGGAGAAGAGUAGGGAGCAGAACAUACCUCUGUUUGUGGCGUUCGUUGACCUGAAUAAGGCUUUCGAUACGGUUAGCAGAGAUGGACUAUAUAACGGACUUGAAAGCAUUGGGUGUCCAUCAAAACUUCUGAGCCUGACGAAAUGCUUCCAUAAAGAUAUGAAAGGUUCUGUCAUAUUCAACGGAAACACAUCCUUUCCGUUCGAGAUGCGUAGAGGUGUACGACAGGGCUGCGUAUUGGCCCCUACCCUGUUUGGUAUAUUCUUUUCAUUACUCUUAAGAGAAGCGUUCGGCAAUGACCAACAGGGUAUCCAUUUUUAUACGAGGACGGAUGGGAAGCUCUAUAACAUCACAAAACUUCUCAAAUCCAAGCGUAAUCGCGAGGACAUUUUUGUAGACAGCCUCUUAUUUGCCGAUGACGCAGCUUUUGUCGCUGACUCCGCUCUCGAGCUUCAGACCAUAUUGGACAGGUUCGCCCGGGCGUGUGCACUGUUCUCAAUGACGAUAAAUGCCAAAAAAACCAUUGUGAUGGUGCAGGGAAGCACGAAAAUACCGGAAAUUACGUUGGAUGGCGUGCCCCUGGCUGUCGUAAACAAGUUUGCGUAUCUAGGGUCUACCGUGUCGAACAAUCUCUCGCUUGAUGCGGAGAUCGAUAUUCGUAUCGGCAAAGCGGCGACCACCUUCGGGCAGCUUAAUACGAGAGUAUGGAAAAACAAACAUCUUACCAUGCGUACCAAGAUGAUCGUCUAUCAGGCAUGCAUCUUGAGUAUUCUCUCUUACGGAGCUGAAACCUGGACGACGUACGCGAAACAAGAACGUCGACUAAACGCCUUCCAUAUGCGCUGUCUUCGUAACAUCUUGGGCAUAUCCUGGGAGGACAGAGUUACCAACGAGCGGGUUCUUAAUAUUGCACAGCUGCCUAGCUUCACAGCGUUACUCAAGCAGAAGCGGUUGCGCUGGCUAGGGCAUGUGCAUCGAAUGGAGCCCUCGCGCCUGCCUCGGCGGAUCUUGCUUGGUGCUGUAGCAAACGCAAAACGUAACUUGGGGAGGCCCAUCCUACGGUUUAAGGAUUGCGCUAAACGAGAUAUGCACGCCUUUGGUAUCGACCACCAAAACUGGGAAGCAGUUGCCGAGAGUCGUGACGGAUGGCGUAAAGUUGUUGUGGACGGACGCAAGAUACACGAUCAAGCUUGGUUUGAGACUUUAGCGGCAAGAAGAACGCGACAACAACAAGCUUCUUCCGUCGCUGACACCACCCGGUUUACCUGCAGGGCGUGUGGCAAAGGUUGUCGCUCACGUAUCGGCUUAUUUAGUCACGAAAAGAGCUGUGUAAUUAACUCAAGCUGA